Paramormyrops kingsleyae is the source of this 2737-nucleotide messenger RNA. RefSeq names its product SH3 and cysteine rich domain (gene stac). The record is from RefSeq and is a predicted model, not a curated record. Gene Ontology annotation, molecular function: transmembrane transporter binding. NCBI's taxonomy places the organism in Eukaryota, Metazoa, Chordata, Actinopteri, Osteoglossiformes, Mormyridae. Gene Ontology annotation, biological process: positive regulation of voltage-gated calcium channel activity; skeletal muscle contraction; positive regulation of protein localization to plasma membrane.
ACGCGGCACUUCAUCCGCGUGCUCGUGGCUGUCUGUCACUCUGCGCGCGAGCGGGAGGGCUUAUGCAUGAUGCCACAGAAAGACGAGGAAAGUGCCGUUUCUUAGUGAGCGAUACUUCUUAAAUGAUCUGAUUACAGAUUGAUCAUUUUUGGCAGAUCACACAGCAUUUUGAAGAAACUGUCACAAUUCGGUGACAAAGUUCUGUUUCUGGAUUGCCUAUUCUCUUCAAGAAACAUCCAUACGGACACCAUCGUAAAUACCUCUGCCACCGAACAGACAUCGCGUCUAUCUGGCAUCUCCGCUUCGGGACACACCACCGGGAGAGAGCGCCGAGCUCUGAAGAGCGACCGUCCGACUUCCUUAAAGCGUUUGGAAGCAUGAUUCCCCCAGCGGAUGCGAUCCAAGAUGACAGCACGGGCAAGGAGCAGGAACGGGAGAAGCUCCCGCAGUCGCCCACCUCAAGCAUAAACCAGCAGGAAUCAAAGUUGCAGCGUUUCAAGCGCUCCCUCUCCUUCAAGACCAAGAGCCUCCGCAGCAAGAGUGCAGAUAACUUCUUCCAGCGGGCCAGCGGGGACAUCCGACUGCAGGUGGAGCCCCUGCCUGUCUCCGUGUGCUCGCCGGGCCGGGCGCCCCUGCAGGCGGCCGCUGCCACCUCACACAGCUUCCUGGAGCAUAUCUUCAAGAAGCCCAUCUUCUGCGACGUCUGCAACCACAUGAUCGUAGGCAGCACUACAGGCAGCACCGCCAAGCACGGCCUGCGCUGCAAAGCCUGCAAGAUGAGCAUCCACCACAAAUGCACUGAUGGUGCCGGCCAGCAGCGCUGCAUGGGCAAGCUGCCCAAAGGAUUUCGCCGCUACAGCAGUUCGCCGCUGCUGAUCCAGGAGCAGUUUGGCUGCAUUAAAGAAGUUAUGCCCAUUGCAUGCGGCAGCAAAGUGGAUCCGGUGUAUGAGGCCCUGCGUUUCGGAACCUCGCUGGCCCAGAAGACCAAGCGGACCAGCACGGGCUCAGAGUCGCCCCACCGGAAUUCAACCAGCGACUUGGCAGGAGUUCCAGAGGAGGCGGUGGGGCGUGCAAGCAGAGUGGAUCUUGGCAGGAAGCACAGCGACAACGUAUUCGUGCCCCUCCAGAAUGGAACGGAUCACUUUGCCACCGGAGAUCAGAAAGCCGAUGAGUCGCCGGUGAAGAGGACCCUGCGGAGGGAGGAGCGCCACCUGCUGGACACCUAUGUGGCCUUGUACAGGUUCAUCCCCCAGCAGAGCCAGGACCUGGACAUUCGGCCUGGCGACCGCAUCCUGCUCAUGGACAAUUCCAGCGAGGACUGGUGGAAGGGCGUAAUGGACAACCGGAUCGGCUACUUCCCUGCCUCCUUCGCCCAGCAGUUGCAGCAUGGCGACAGAGUGUUCCGCUGCUAUAAGACCUUCAUCGGCUGUAAGGAGCAGGGCCAGAUCACGCUGAAGGAGGGCCAGGUCUGUGUGAGCGGUGAGAAUGAAAGCAACGGCUUCCUGCGGGUGACAAGCGGGAAGAAGACGGGCUUUGUGCCCUGCGAUGUUCUCGAAUCCAUCUGAGGAAGAGGGAUGAGGAACGCAAGAGGGGUGAGAUGGAGACAGAGACAGAGAGAGAGCAGCAAUGUCGCACACGUAUCCAUCCCCUACAGUGAGCACGCUCUGCCGAGGUCCGUCCACCGCAAGGACCCGCUUCCUGAUUGGACAAAUAAAGCUGGAGCAUAGAUGGGCUCCAAAGGAGACACGGAGCAGCACCAUGCUGGGGUGAUGCUCCUCACCUGACACGUAAAAGAAGCAGAGUUGUGAAGGUGGAGGCUGUGCGUCCUGGGUGGAUGCUGCCAUCUUCUUCCUGUUUUGUUUUGUUUUCCUCCUCUCGUUUUUAAGAGGAGGGCAUGGAUCAUCGCGCAUUCCAGCAGAUUCUGUGUGACUGGCGAUCGCCGGGACUCUGGCGGGACGAUGCAGAUCCGUGGGCCGCUGGGGUGGCAGGGCGGAGGAGCAGGAUGCUGCAUCUUGGCUGUUUACACAGUUUUUCCAAUAUCUUUAUACGUUUAUACAUCAGAUCAGGCUUUGCUCUGUCCUCGGUUAACAUUUGGUGCUGACACCAACUCGGGGACAGGGGGACACAUUUGCAUUGCACUGUGUGUCACGCCUCAGUGACGCUGAUUUCUGUUAGAGGCUCCCAGGGUUUGUCGAGUCACGGCAGGGGGUGGCUGCAUCCAAAGGGCAUCAUUUCCAAGAGCAAAUGAGUUACUGGUCCCCUCAGCAUCAUCAGGGUCCAGGGGAUUAAAUCCCUUUGAAGUACAGAGUCAGUCCACUUUUCUUUUAAUUUAACUGACAUAUUAAAUUAUUCAAUUUGUACAGACGCUCCUCUACUUACGAAUGAGAUAUGUUCCGAAUGGCCGUUCGUAACUUGAAGUUCGUAAGUCGUUAUUCAACAUCAUUUUAAGGGUAUACGCAAGUACAAAGAACUAGGAUAUUUGGAGUACGCACGCUACGCUGCUGCGCGGUGGGAGUAGCGGCCAGACGUCAGCAAAGAAAGUUAUAUUGCGGACAGGAAAUGGGAGCCCAAUGAACACAAUUUGGACCUCUUCGUUCGUAUGUCUGAAAGUUCGUAAGUUGAAAGUUUGUAAGUAGAGGAGCAUCUAUAUUUACAUUUGCUAUUUAUUUAGCAGACAGUUUUAUUUAAAGCAAUAUAAAACUGAGAAGGCGGGGUCACACUGGGGGCGGGGUCACAC